Propithecus coquereli (Coquerel's sifaka) is the source of this 897-nucleotide messenger RNA. RefSeq names its product olfactory receptor 4M1. Gene Ontology annotation, molecular function: olfactory receptor activity; G protein-coupled receptor activity. The annotation marks the transcript as partial. The record is from RefSeq and is a predicted model, not a curated record. Gene Ontology annotation, cellular component: membrane. NCBI's taxonomy places the organism in Eukaryota, Metazoa, Chordata, Mammalia, Primates, Indriidae. The transcript has a single exon. Gene Ontology annotation, biological process: G protein-coupled receptor signaling pathway.
GGUCUGUCCCAAACACGGGAGGUGCAACUAGUCCUAUUUGUUAUAUUUUUAUCCUUUUAUUUGUUCAUUCUUCCAGGGAAUAUCCUUAUCAUUUGCACCAUCAGGCUUGACCCCCAUCUGACUUCUCCCAUGUAUUUCCUGUUGGCUAAUCUGGCCUUUCUUGAUAUUUGGUACUCCUCCAUCACAGCCCCUAAAAUGCUGGUAGACUUCUUUGUGGAGAGGAAGAUAAUUUCCUUUGAAAGAUGCAUCGCACAGCUUUUCUUCUUGCACUUUGUUGGGGCUUCAGAGAUGUUCCUGCUCACAGUGAUGGCCUUUGACCGUUAUGCUGCUAUCUGCCGCCCCCUCCACUAUACUAUCAUCAUGAAUCGACGUCUCUGCUGUAUCCUGGUGGCUAUCUCCUGGACAGGGGGCUUCAUUCAUUCUAUUAUACAGGUGGCUCUCAUUGUUCGACUCCCCUUCUGUGGCCCCAAUGAGUUAGACAGUUACUUCUGUGACAUCACACAGGUUGUCCGGAUUGCCUGUGCCAACACCUUCCCGGAAGAGCUAGUAAUGAUCUUUAGUAGUGGUUUGAUCUCCGUGGUGUGCUUCAUUGCUCUAUUAAUGUCCUAUGCCUUCCUUCUGGCCAUGCUCAAGAAACACUCAGGCUCAGGUGAGAGUACCAACAGGGCCAUGUCCACCUGCUACUCCCAUAUCACCAUUGUGGUGCUAAUGUUUGGACCAUCCAUCUACAUUUAUGCUCGGCCAUUUGACUCUUUUUCGCUAGAUAAAGUGGUGUCUGUGUUCCAUACUGUAAUAUUCCCUUUACUUAAUCCUAUUAUCUACACAUUGCGAAACAAGGAAGUAAAGACAGCCAUGAGGAAGUUGGUCAACAGGUAUAUUUUACGUAAAGAGAAGUGA